Molecule: messenger RNA, 786 nt
Organism: Lactuca sativa (garden lettuce)
Lineage: Eukaryota; Viridiplantae; Streptophyta; Magnoliopsida; Asterales; Asteraceae
Source: RefSeq, a predicted model, not a curated record
AUGAAACAUGAUAAAAUUGGGUCCUUUUUUGGAAGAACGAGCAUCAGUAAAUCAAGUGCUGGAGAAUCCUCCAAAAGACCAUGCUCCAAUGAUUUAAGUUUUGAAGAAUCCUCUAAAAGACCAUGUCCUUCUAAUCAAUCAUUCCCUUCGGUUUCUAAUGUAAAUCCACAACCUACAACUACUCCAAUUACAAAUGUUAAAUUGAAAGAUCUUCCAAAAGACCCAGGUGUUAGACCAAAGAUUACAACUUACCAUCCAAUUCAAAUUGAUGAAAUAAGGAGGGCAUAUUUGCUUCAAGGACCUUGUCAACCAAGGGGUCAUACAUUCCCUUCAAAGAAAAUAGGUUCAAAAGAUAAACGUUUUGUUGAUAAGUGGUUUGAUGACUUUGAUUGGUUAGAAUAUAGCAUAAAAGAGAACAAAGCAUUUUGUUUAUUUUGCUAUGUAUAUGGAGACAUGGUGGGAAAACAACAUGGGAGAGAUGCAUUUGUUUCACAAGGUUUUGAUAGUUGGAAUAAAAGACAGUCAUUAAGAGAUCAUAUGGGUGGUAUUGAUAGUUUUCAUCACAAAGCAAAAGAAAAUUGUGAAUUUUUAUUAAAAGAAAAACAAUCUAUUAGUGCAGCCUUGAAGAAGCAAACCAAUAUUGAGGAGAGUAAUUAUAAACUUCGUUUAGGUGCUUCAAUUUGGUGUUGUAAAUUUUUAUUGAAAAAUGGUUUACCAUUUCGGGGUCAUGAAGAGUCGUGUAGCUCUCUUAAUAGAGGGCUUUUCUUGGAGUUAUUAUCUUUCUAG